Quercus robur (English oak) is the source of this 1264-nucleotide messenger RNA. RefSeq names its product peroxisomal 2,4-dienoyl-CoA reductase [(3E)-enoyl-CoA-producing]-like. Bases 138 to 1031 code for a protein of 297 amino acids. Gene Ontology annotation, molecular function: 2,4-dienoyl-CoA reductase (NADPH) activity. The transcript is spliced from 5 exons. Lineage: Eukaryota; Viridiplantae; Streptophyta; Magnoliopsida; Fagales; Fagaceae. Gene Ontology annotation, biological process: fatty acid catabolic process. The record is from RefSeq and is a predicted model, not a curated record.
AGGUAAACUCAAGUCUCGAACAGCAAGGCAUUAUUGUUUUCUCAAAAAGACACAGUUAAAAACAGACAAACUUUUCUCAGAGAGAAAAACUCAUUAUAUAGAACUAGAAAACCACAUACACACAUUUACAGAAACUCAUGGCAAUGGAAUCUCCCUUCAAGGCUGACAUACUGAAGGGGAAGGUGGCAUUGUUGACUGGUGGAGGGUCAGGAAUUGGGUAUGAGAUAUCAUAUCAGUUGGGAAAACAUGGAGCCUCCAUUGUUAUCAUGGGCCGCCGCAGGAAUGUCCUUGACUCUGCUGUUGACUCCCUUAGAUCUCAUGGAAUUCAUGCUGUUGGACUAGAGGGAGAUGUUCGCAAAAGGGAAGAUGCAAUUAGAGUUCUGGAAUCAACUAUUAAGCAUUUUGGCAGGCUUGACAUUCUUGUAAAUGCAGCAGCCGGCAAUUUCCUUGUAGCAGCAGAGGAUCUAACCACUAAUGGCUUCCGAACAGUAAUAGACAUAGAUUCUGUUGGCACUUUUACAAUGUGCCACGAAGCACUUAAGUACCUUAAGAAAGGGGGACCAGGGAAACACCCAUCUAAUGGUGGAACAAUCAUAAAUAUAAGCGUAACUAUGCAUUAUACAGCCACUUGGUAUCAAAUCCAUGUAUCUUCUGCCAAGGCAGCUGUUGAUAGCAUUACAAGAAGCUUGGCAUUGGAGUGGGGAACAGACUAUGACAUUAGAGUCAAUGGGAUUGCACCAGGACCUAUUAAAGACACUGCUGGUGUUAGUAAACUUCUACCUCAAGAAAUUAUAAGCAAAGCUAGAGAGGCACAGCCUUUGUAUAAAUUUGGUGAGAAAUGGGAUAUUGCUAUGGCAGCUCUCUAUCUUGCAUCUGAUGCUGGAAAAUAUGUCAAUGGAACAACAUUGGUGGUCGAUGGAGGACAAUGGCUGAGCAGUCCCCGCGAUCUACCCAAAGAGGCGGUGAAGCAGCUGUCUCGAGCAGUGGAAAGUAGGUCUAGAGCAGUUGGGGUUCCUAAGAGCAAGCUAUAACGAUUCAAUUGGAUUUUGUCCUUUGGUCCUCUCAUCACAUUGGCUGCUUUCUUAAUGCAGAGAUGUUCACUUUAAUUGGCAAUAAGUGUGUGUGGAUUGUAGACUAGAACCACAACCCUUUCGUAUGAAGAGUAUCUUGAUCAUUAAUAUUCUCCUAUUGGAUUAGCAUCAAACUCAAAAAGAAUGUAAACAUUGCAUUUUAGAAAAGGGUAAAACGCAAGGCGUGCAUAGAA